Siniperca chuatsi (mandarin fish) is the source of this 2829-nucleotide messenger RNA. Its product is annotated as tRNA selenocysteine 1-associated protein 1-like. Bases 292 to 1194 code for a protein of 300 amino acids. Gene Ontology annotation, molecular function: tRNA binding. The record is from RefSeq and is a predicted model, not a curated record. The transcript is spliced from 9 exons. Gene Ontology annotation, biological process: selenocysteine incorporation. Gene Ontology annotation, cellular component: nucleus. NCBI's taxonomy places the organism in Eukaryota, Metazoa, Chordata, Actinopteri, Centrarchiformes, Sinipercidae.
UGUUAGCUAUCUCAACAAAAGCCCCAGACGCUGUAUGCGUGGACUGCAAUUCAAAGCUAGCACUUUAAUGCUGCCUAGUUUGUCGGACAACACUGUAUCGAGCAGCUGAAACACGACUGAUUAAUUUAGGCUGUUCGGACAUUAGUAAGACAACACGGACCGUUAGCGCUCCGCUCCAGUGGCUGAGCUGUAAUGGAGUCUGCCAUCAGCUACACGAGGAUGAAUCAGUUUAAAGGGAACGUUAAGGAAAACUUGUGAAAAUAGACCACAUCAGACCAGCUGGAGGCCUACAUGGACGAGAAGUUUAUCACCAGGGCCUUUGCCACCAUGGGUGAGCAGGUGAUUAAUGUGCGAAUCAUACGCAACAAGAUGACAGGUGUGUUGUCACCUAGGGGUGCUCUGGGUUACUGUUUUGUGGAAAUGACAGAUGAGGCCACAGCCGAGAGGUGUCUCCGCAAAAUCAACGGAAAAGCCUUACCAGGAGCGAAUCCGCCCACAAGAUUCAAGUUAAACCGAGCCACCUUUGGGAAACAAGACAGUGGUCAGAUGUAUUCUCUGUUUGUGGGAGAUCUAACUCCAGAGGUGGAUGAUGGGAUGCUUUAUGAGUUCUUUUACAACCGCUACCCUUCCUGUCGUGGUGGAAAAGUGGUGCUGGACAGCAUGGGCAACUCCAAGGGCUGUGGCUUUGUUCAGUUCCCAGAUGAGCGGCUGCAGAAGCGGGCGUUAGAGGAGUGUCAGGGCGCUGUGGGACUGGGUGGUAAACCUCUGAGACUGAGCCUGGCUGCUAACAAUUUAAGGAACAGGCAGCAGCAGCAGCAGCAGUCAGAGCACAGAUCCUGGCAGUCCAGCUCAGGAUACAGACACAACUAUGACCAGUAUAACCAGUACCAGCAGCAGGCCUAUCCUGGGUAUUACUCCUCCUGGGGCUACGAGCAGCCUGGAGCAGAGUAUGGCUACAACUAUCAGCAGUAUGAUUACACACAGUACCCCCCACCACAGGAAAGUGAAGCUGUUCAGGAUGAUGGACUUGAAGAUCCUAGCCCGACGCUGGAUGUGGUGGAGGCCAACAGGAAGUUCAUGGAGCUCAGUGAGGAACUGUAUGAUGCUCUGAUCGAGUGUCACUGGCAGCCAGCAGAGUUUUCGACAGAACAGGACCAUAUGACAUCCAGCCUCCCAGAACCCAUUUACUGCUGAGACUGAACACGUUUUUUCUCUAGACUUUACCUCCCCAGGGUAUUUUAUUUUCAUUUGUCUGCUGAAGUCUCAACAGUAUGGAUUAUUUUUGUAUGCACAUAAAAGAAAUAAGUCAUGCUAAUGGAUCUUAUUCAAGUACAUAAAGCCGUUGAAAUGUAUUGAGUGUACACAAUUCUGAGUUACAACAAAAAUAUUUUUGAUUUAUUUAUGGCUCUACAAAAUGCACUGAACGAUAACAUGUUAAACUGAGAAGUCUUAUUUCCAACACAGUCCCAAAAAUGUUAAAAUACAGACACAAAACCUGUACUGGAAAAUUAAACGAUCAAAUCUUAAAUCUGAAAUUACAUCAAUAUAAACCAAACCAAAAAAUAAAUAUCAGACAUUAACCACUACACAACAAACUGAAAUUGGCAGUGAAAUUCUUGUUUUCAGGCUCCCUCCAACAAUCAUAGCCCCAUAUGUAGAAAUGGGAUGUGAUUAUAGCAUCUUUUGAAUUAUUUGGAUGAUAUACGUUUUGGUUUGUAGAAAAAUGGAAGAGUCGCUGUUGGGACAUAGUGCAGUCUGUGUGCUCUCAGCCCAUUCAUUCUAAGCCCUCUGGUCGUAUCCAAAGAGAAACUGAGAAUUUUUCAUUCAGGCUUUAAAGUACCUAAUAUUAAUAAUCACACCGGAUAUACUAUAAUAGCUAAGUUAUAUGCCAAUGGUAGUAGAAAAUCUAUUGUGUCCUUUUGUUUCCAGGGUCCUGUUCUUCAUAUGUGAAUAACAGAAUAGUUAUAUAGAACUUGAUUUUGUUACAUUAACAGGUUUUAGAUGCGAACACAUUCAUUCCAGAGAAAUAAUUACAUUACAUAUGACUGGAGUGAAUGUGUCGUACCGUUUCAAAAGUUCCUAAAUGUGUUGGUAGAUCCUCACCUUUAAAUGAGCAGCAAAAAAGGGUUGUCUGCAGUCAUAAUGAGCACUCAGCCAAUCAGAUGAUUUCUACUCAUUUUGCCUUUAGUAAGAAAUAAAGCGCAGUUAUUCGAGAUUACGUCAUUUUAGAUGAACAAAUCAAUCCUUAAAGAACCCAGUCAGUUGGAUGAAAAUCAACAGGAGCAUUUCAGCUGGCUGUUAUAUUAGCUAACUCAAAUGAUCUUGUUAAAUAUGAUCCAGAUACCGGGGGCUUUCAACACGCAGAGAAACGCUUGUUCGUCUUGGAUCACGUUAUCUUGAAUAACUACACUCUUUGUGUAAAAUGCAGGAGUUCAGAGUCUCAAAUCUGUUCUGUUGUGAAAAUGAACGUGCUACUCAAUCAGUCUGUGACUUUAAAACCAAUUUAAAACUUAGCAAGUACUUAAAAUACUGUUUCUCCAUUGAUUUACUCAUUUAUGUUUUGUUUUCAGAACUGUCCCUAGGCAACUUUCACAACUGUCUAUAAUUCAUAGCACUUUUUCUAAGCGGUUCACACUUACAAUUCCAUUGAGCAUUGCAUUGUGGGACAGCACUGUUCGUCUGCAGCAGGUCUAAGUGUCUGAGGGCUGAUUUCCAUUACUGUACUGGGAUAAACUGAAAGCAAAGGCUGCCUGGAAAGUGGGAAAUUGAAAAACUAAUGUAACUUACAAAACAACUCACCCAAAAUAAACUUCAGACUGCUCAAAAUCA